AUGUUGGAGGGCUGGGAUGCCAGAGAUACGGGACAGGCAACGGAACCUGUGAGGGAUGAGGUACCUCAUGAUGAUAAGGUACCUCAUGAUGAUAAGGUACCUCAUGAUGAUGAGGUACCUCAUGAUGAUAAGGUACCUCAUGAUGAUAAGGUAUCUCAUGAUGAUAAGGUACCUCAUGAUGAUGAGGUACCUCAUGAUGAUGAGGUACCUCAUGAUGAUGAGGUACCUCAUGAUGAUGAGGUACCUCAUGAUGAUGAGGUACCUCAUGAUGAUGAGGUACCUCAUGAUGAUGAGGUACCUCAUGAUGAUGAGGUACCUCAUGAUGAUAAGGUAGGUCAUGAUGAUAAGGUACCUCAUGAUGAUAAGGUAGGUCAUGAUGAUGAGGUACCUCAUGAUGAUGAGGUAGGUCAUGAUGAUGAGGUACCUCAUGAUGAUGAGGUACCUCAUGAUGAUAAGGUAGGUCAUGAUGAGGUACCUCAUGAUGAUGAGGUACCUCAUGAUGAUGAGGUACCUCAUGAUGAUGAGGUACCUCAUGAUGAUGAGGUACCUCAUGAUGAUGAGGUACCUCAUGAUGAUGAGGUACCUCAUGAUGAUGAGGUACCUCAUGAUGAUAAG
Procambarus clarkii (red swamp crayfish) is the source of this 615-nucleotide messenger RNA. The record is from RefSeq and is a predicted model, not a curated record. Lineage: Eukaryota; Metazoa; Arthropoda; Malacostraca; Decapoda; Cambaridae.